Penaeus indicus is the source of this 1525-nucleotide messenger RNA. RefSeq names its product eukaryotic translation initiation factor 3 subunit H-like (gene eIF3h). The coding region runs from base 25 to 939 and encodes 304 amino acids. Gene Ontology annotation, molecular function: protein binding; metallopeptidase activity; translation initiation factor activity. Gene Ontology annotation, cellular component: eukaryotic translation initiation factor 3 complex; cytosol; eukaryotic 43S preinitiation complex. The transcript has 5 exons. Lineage: Eukaryota; Metazoa; Arthropoda; Malacostraca; Decapoda; Penaeidae. The record is from RefSeq and is a predicted model, not a curated record.
AUUUCUUCAUCUCUUCAGGCAUUGAUGAAAAUCAUCAAGCACUGCCAUGAGGAAGGUGCCGGCAACACAGACGUGGCUCAGGGUGUCCUGCUUGGCCUGGUCGUGGAUGAGAGGCUUGAGAUCACAAACUGCUUCCCCUUCCCACGCCACGCUGAUGAUGUCGAUGAAGAGGAUUAUCAGCUGGAAAUGAUGAGGCAUCUGCGCAAAGUCAACGUAGACCACCUUAGCGUGGGCUGGUACCAGAGCACACAGCUUGGUAACUUCAUCACCACACAGCUCCUUGAGUCUCAGUUUUCCUACCAGACAAGCAUUGAAGAGUCAGUCGUUCUCAUCUACGACCCUAUCAAGACUGCCAGGGGCUUCCUCUCCAUCAAGGCAUACCGUCUGACCCCAGAGGCCAUUAACACUGUCCAGGAGCGUGAUUACACCCCCGAGGCUCUAAAGAAGGGAAGACUAGGCUACGAGAAUCUCUUCCAGGAGAUCCGAUUAGUCAUAAAGAACUCUCACCUCGUCAACACACUCAUGUGUGAAUUAUAUGAGAUGAUGCCCAGCAGCGAGGGUAUGCAGUUCCUUGACUUGGGGACAAUGUCGACUCUUGACCGCCAGCUUAGGUGCUUAAUGGACUAUGUGGAUGACCUCAGCCAAGAAGCCAACAAGUUCAACAACUUCCAGCGACAGAAUGCCAAGCAGUUGCAGGACAAGCACAAGUUCAUGCAGAAGAGGGCUGCGGAGAAUGCCCAGCGCCAGGCCCGUGGAGAGCCCCCUCUGCCUGAAGAGGACAUUAGCAAGCAAUUCAAGCCCAUUGCUCCCCUGCCAAGACUUGAUGCUAUGAUUACCUCUGGACAGAUUUCGAACUACUGCAAGCAAAUUUCGCAGUUCUGCAGCCAGUCACUGGGCAAGCUGUAUGUGGCUAAGGCAUUGCAGAAUGACAGGAAAUAAUAAGGAUUUGUCACUUUUUCACUUUUUUUUGUCUUUUUUUAUUUUUUAUUUUUUAUUUUUUGCCAGAGGAGGAACUUGAAGAAACUGAAUAAAAAAAACAUAACAUGACGAUUGAGAUCUAUUGUUUAUUUUUGCCUAAUAAUCAGUAGGUUGAAACUUUUAAGUGAAGACUUGAUUUUUAGCAUAGGAAAUCUUGAUAUGAGGAAUAAUGGUGUGCCAGGAAUAAUAUGUAAUGUCCCUCUAAUCAUUUUAUUAAUAGGGAGAGAGAAUAUAUACUUGGACAGUUAACAUACAAUACUAUUUACUUCAACAAAAUGCUUGACUAUCACAGGGAAGAUACAUUAGAUAUUCACUUCAAUUUAUAACAAAAUAUAUUUUCUUCAAGUACACUACACUUUUUGGAAUAUUAACUUUGGUUGCUAGUGAAAGUAAAAAGAGUAUGAUUACCUUAACAUAUGAUAAAAAAGCAGUUGGCAUUCUUGUAACAUUUGGUCCUACAAUGGGUGAGAAAAACUUAUAUUAUCAAUGCUUACAAGUGGAGAAUGGUUAUUUUUUAGGCUCAGUAAAUAAGAUUCAUUACAAAAGA